AUGAAUAAUCUAUGUUCACCUACAUUGUUCGAACAUUUGUCUGUCGAACUCAUUCUUUUAAUUUUCGAAUAUCUUUCUCCACUUGAUCUACUCAAUGGAUUCGAAGAACUUAAUAGUCGAUUUUUAUCCAUCAUCAAACAACAUCCUCUUUCAUUGCCUAAUAAUCGACGCAUGAAUAUCGAUAUCUAUGAUGAUUAUAUUACAUAUGUUCUACGUGAAUAUUCAUCACAAAUAAUUUAUCUUCAUUUGUCUGAACAUCGUACUCCUCAUGCAGUUGAGUCAUUUAUUUUUGAAUCAUAUAAUCAAAAAUUCUUCUUUCCAAAUUUAACAGCAAUAACUAUCAGAGAUGUACCUGUAAAUAUCUAUUGUUCAUUGAUGAACAAUUUUUUACCAUCAUUUAAUCUAAAAUCACUUUCAAUCAAUUUGAAUAACGAUCUUUAUCAUUAUAAAGAUUACGCUACAUGGACCGACGUGGAUUUUGUUAUACCAAUACUAAAUUCUCAUUCACAAUUGUGUUCAUUCUACUUGCGAAUUUUACCACAAUAUGACAAGAAUUAUAUGAAUGAUCUUAAGAAUAUAUCUUCUCAUAUCAAUACUCAUUGGCAUUUACAUACAUUAUCGAUUGAUCAAUGUUCGUGCGUAUUGUUGAUGGAAUUACUCGGCAAUAAUCAUCUACCAAAAUUACGUAAUUUGCAUAUCAUAUUUCCUUAUGACCAUGGUCGUGAACAUCUUUUUAUAAUUCAAUCUCAUCAAACACCAUUGAAUCGAACUUGUGUACCUGAAUUACGUCGUAUUAAAAUUAGACUUUCUGCAUAUGUUCAAAGAAUAUUAUUCUAUUUCAAAGAUCUCUAUAGUUUCGAACAACUUGAACAAUUUACAAUACGUGGUCGUGUGAAUUUUAGUGAAAAUGCUGACCUUCCGACUGCAUAUAGUCUACAACAAUGGUUAACUAUGUCAAAAAUAAAACGAUGCAAUGUUCGAUUAGAUUUUUCAGUGGUCUAUAAUAAUCAAGACGAUAAGGAACAUUUAAAUGAUUUGUUUACUGAUUAUAUUAAAAUAUUUGGUCCUCGUUCCUGUGAUUUAAAACGUAAUAUUGCUAUACGUUAUCCGAUUAAUGUCGAAUUAUUACGAAAUGAUAGUAAGGAUGAAAGUGAAGAAAAUGGCGAUGAUGAUUAUUCAAUGAUUGCUACGAAUGAUGAGUUGGAAAUUGAAGACUCGGAUCAUUUGAAAGAUAAGUGGAUACAAACUAUACAUAAUGUGUCUCGCUGGAACAAUCUUCGAAAAAUAUCCAUUUUGGGUGAUUGUACAACAGAUUCAAAUCAAAUCAGUCUUAAUUUGCCAAUUCUACUUUAUAUUGCUCAACGAGCACCACGUUUCUGCGAACUGGAAAUUCAGGCAACACGUGCAUUUGGUCUUGCUCUUUCGUUUAACAUUGAACUUUGUACAUAUCUCGCCGAUCACCUCGAAGUACUUCGUUUCACUAGUGAAGAUAGAACAAGUUCUUUUCUUGAAUUGGUUCAAAUUGUUGAUACAAUUUAUUCUUAUUCAUCAUCAUCAUCAUCACUAAAAAAAUUGACAAUCUUCGUCGAUUCUGAUCCAGCAUCAUGGCUUACAUUGAAUCAUUUUCAAAAUGGACUUCAACUCGUAUUCAAUCGUUUUCCAACAUUGAUUCAUUUUACAUUGUAUUGUUCUCAGAUAGAAUUAUUCAAAAAUACUAUCUACGAUUUGACUGAAUUAGCAUCUGAAUGGUAUAAAGGAAUGGACUGUCCUCGAUCAUGGAGUUGGAGAUCUAAAUCACAUAUAUUUGAUAUUUGGUUCUAG
This is a messenger RNA of Rotaria sp. Silwood1, 1821 nucleotides long. NCBI's taxonomy places the organism in Eukaryota, Metazoa, Rotifera, Eurotatoria, Philodinida, Philodinidae. The record is from the annotation of a GenBank genome assembly.